AGCUGCGUUCUACACGAGUGUGGGUUUAAGAAAUUUCCUCGAGACGACUUUUCCCCCUUGUCUCCCCACACCUCUCUUUUCAUUUUCCCAUAGUUUUCCUCUUCGUUGCAUGAGCUAUCAUCUCCGGCAGCGGUGAUCGGCGUAAAAUCUCCUUUUCGGAUUUCACUCUCUUACACUUUCGUUCCUUCGUCUCACGGCUGAGAUAAGAGGAGUUGGGACAAAAACCCUACCUAGCUCUUUGCUUGCAAUCCACUCUCUUCUUCAACGAUCUUCCUUCGAAUCCUUAAAUACACAGGUCAAUGGAAAAUAGAGAUCUCAUCACAUCUUGCACGCCAUGUGAGUUGGAGAUUUCUCUUCAAUCAUGCCAUCAUGUAAACAUCGACUCAGAAGUGGGAAUAAAGGAAUUAACAAGCUCCAAUGCAUUAAAUGAUGAUCUAGGCAAGGAUGACGAGAUACCGAAUCCGGAAAUUGGUACGGAGUUUCAAACAGAGAAAGAUGCAUACAAUUUCUACAAUAGUUUUGGAAGGAAAGUUGGUUUCAGUGUUCGGAUAAGUAAUAGGAGUAAUGAUCGCAAAACGGGUUUAUUGAAGAUGAGGAAAUUUGUGUGUUCCAAAGAAGGUAAACGCUCAUUUGAUAAACGCGAUGUCAAUGUGAAGCAUCACCGUGAUGAAACAAGAACAGGUUGCAAGGCAUACAUGACCAUUAGAUUGGGAGAAAAUGGUAAAUAUCACAUUUCCGAUUUUAAGCUUGAUCAUAAUCAUAUUCUUGCAUCUCCAGAAGAAUCUCAUUUGCUAAGAUCACAACGAAAAUCUACGGUAGCUCAAGCAGUAAACAAACAAGCUGGCGGUCGACAGAAUGUUGAACGUAAUACGGUAGAUUGCAAAAAUUCUUUACGAACAAAAAGGCUGAAAGCAAUAGAAAAUUUUGAUGUUAAAGGUCUAUUGGAAAUUUUCAAAAGAAAGCAAAUUGAAGAUCCAAAAUUCUUUUACUCUAUUCAAUAUGAUGCUGAAGAUCGUAUCACCAACAUAUUUUGGGCAGAUGGAAAAAUGAUUUUAGAUUAUGAGCAUUUUGGAGAUGUGAUUUGUUUCGACACGACAUAUAAAACAAAUGAGUAUGGAAGACCAUUUGCACCAUUUCUCGGUGUUAAUCAUCAUAGACAAACAAUUAUUUUUGGUGCCGCACUUCUCUACGAUGAAACCAUGGAUUCUUUCAGAUGGUUGUUUAAAACUUUCUGCGAUGCAAUGUCUGGAAAAAAGCCCCAAACCAUUCUCACUGAUCAGGAUAAGGCGAUGUUGAAUGCGAUUAAGACAGAGUUGUCAGGAACUGUUCACCGUAUUUGUGUAUGGCAUAUGUUUCAGAAUGCAUGCAAAUACCUAAGUCAUCUAUUUAGUGCUUCUCAAUCUUUUGGCAACGAUUUUAGCAAAUGUAUAUUUGAUUUUGAUGAGGAAGGCGAAUUCCUUGACGCAUGGGAAAAAAUGAUCCAGAGAUAUAAUCUUGCAGAUAAUACAUGGUUGCAACAAUUAUUCAAUGAAAAAGAGAAGUGGGCUAUAGUGUAUGGAAAGAAUGCAUUUUGUGCAGAUAUGAAAAGCACACAACGCAGCGAAAGCUUAAAUAAGGAAUUGAAGAGAUACUUGAAUCCUGAGCAAAAUAUUAUCAAAUUUUUUGAACACUUUGAACGAUUGGUAGAUGAUAGACGGAACGCGGAAUUGGAAGCCAAUUUCAAAAUGACACAAAGUUCACCAAUUGUGUUGCUUCCUGUUAGGAUCUUGGAGCAUGCAGCUAGUGUAUACACAUCAACUAUUUUUAAAUUAUUUCAGGCAGAGUAUAUCAAUAGUCUUGAUCAAACUGUGAAAAAAUUAUAUGAGUUUGGGAAAAUAAUAAAAUAUCAAGUACUAGAUAGAAAAAAUCCAAGUCUCUAUGUGGUUACCGUCAACUCAAUGGAUGAGUCCAUCGCUUGCAGUUGUAGAAAGUUCGAAUUCAUGGGUAUUUUGUGUUGCCACAUAUUAAAAGCAACGAAUCAUACCCUCACAGCUAUCCCAACCAAAUACAUCUUGAAGAGGUGGACCCGAGAAGCUUCUUCAAUUUCUUCCCAUUAAUAAGUUCUGGAUGCGGCUCGGAUGGCGACCAUAAGAAAUCCCAGCAUGGUUGAUGCAUUCAAGCAAAGAAAGUCAAUAAUGAAGGUUUUUGAGCGGUUUGGUCCCCAAUUCUGUGAAGGAAAGAAGACUACCUUUGAUGAUUGAGGGGAAGGCAGGGGGCUUUUUGCAAGGUAGCCUGAAGCUCCUCAUUUUGGCGGAUAUUAUAUAGGUAAUAUUAAAGAAAAUAUAAUUUUGAAGUAUUUUGACAAAAUUUUUUAUAUGGUUUUUGUUGUAUAUUUUAAUUUUUGACUUUCUUUUUGUUCUUUUAUUGCCUUCUAUCAUCAUCCUUCAUUAACAAAAUCAGCUCUGAUGUGAUUUUCACAAGGAGAUGCAACAACCACGUGAAAUAUUAGGAAUACAGGUAUGCACGGUGGGCCAAAGAUGAUACACAUGGUUCCGCAUUGUGGGCCAUGCUAUAACAUGCAAGGGACCAAAAUGUCUAAUAGCUUCGGCAAUGGUCAUCAUCUCAAGAACAUGUAUCUAUAUUGCACAUUUUUUAAUUAUCACCAGUUGUUUGUAGCCAUGAAUCGAUGGACCAAUGGUCAUAUAGGCAACAUUUCACAUUUAAACGUGGAUAAUCGACAAGCCAAUGGCCUGAUGGGUGUUAUCUUUUCCAUAAGGCGCAUCCAUGGCAUGGCCCACCACAACAACUGUUUAGAUCACAUGUACGUAGGUGUGAAUUGUUGAUGUUUGCUUCGUAUGUUUCCUCAAGUGCAGAAAACGUUGUGCUCAGGGGGCCUAGCAAAUGGGCCUUAGAUCUGAUUACUUUUGUAAGUAAUGUCAUGUUGACAGCUGACAAUGAUUGUCUUUACUUGUAUUGGAUCUCUUUUAACGGAUAAAAGAUUGUUAGGGCAUA
Molecule: messenger RNA, 2991 nt
Organism: Magnolia sinica
Lineage: Eukaryota; Viridiplantae; Streptophyta; Magnoliopsida; Magnoliales; Magnoliaceae
Product: protein FAR1-RELATED SEQUENCE 5-like
Exons: 4
Coding region: 300-2096 (598 amino acids)
Biological process (GO): regulation of DNA-templated transcription
Molecular function (GO): zinc ion binding
Source: RefSeq, a predicted model, not a curated record